GACUCCCGGGUGCCCCCGACGUGCCCGAGUUGGGGGUGCAGCCGGGGCCGCAGAGGCUGCUAGGAGCCGCGUAAACAGAAACCGACCGUUCUAGCCCCUGCUGAGUGCGGGGAAGACUACGCAUCAGGGCGAUGGGAUGAACUUGAGGUUCAGGGAGAUCGAGUCAUUUGUCUGAAGACGUACAGACCAAGUUCCUCCUACACUGGCUGUAAUAAACUCCGGACUGCAGGAUGUGGUCUAGUCUGAACGAGUGGCUGUGGCAGGACCGCUUCUGGCUACCUCCCAAUAACUCAUGGGCUGACCUAGAGGACCGGGACGGCCUGGUCUAUGCCCACCCCCAGGACUUGCUGGCAGCCUUGCCCCUGGCACUGGUCCUGGUAGCCAUGCGCUUCACCUUCGAGAGACUCAUCGGCCUGCCCUUGAGCCGGUGGCUGGGUGUGCGGCAUCAGUCCAGGAGGCCAGUAGAACCCAACGCCACACUGGAGAAACACUUCCUCAUGGAAGGAUGGAGACCCGACAAGCCUCGGAUGGCUGUCCUGGCCACACAGUGUGGCCUCACGCUUCGGCAGACCCAACGCUGGUUCCGAAAACGCCGAAACCAGGACCGGCCUUGCCUGACCAAGAAGUUCUGCGAAGCCAGCUGGAGGUUUCUCUUCUAUCUGUGCUCCUUCAUUGGUGGCCUCUCCGUCCUCUACCACGAGUCAUGGCUGUGGAGGCCAGCAAUGUGCUGGGACAAUUACCCAAACCAGCCCCUGAAGCCAGCCCUGUACUGUUGGUACCUCCUCGAGCUGAGUUUCUACAUCUCACUGCUGAUGACACUGCCCUUCGACAUCAGGCGCAAGGAUUUCAAGGAACAGGUGGCGCACCACCUCGUGACCAUCAUCCUCAUCACCUUCUCCUACAGCGCGAACCUGCUGCGCAUUGGCUCUCUGGUGCUGCUGCUGCAUGACUCCGCUGACUACCUGCUGGAGGCCUGUAAGAUGUUCAACUACACGCACCAGCGGCGAGUGUGCAACUCUCUCUUCCUCAUCUUCUCCUUGGUCUUCUUCUACACUCGCCUUGUGAUCUUCCCCACCCAGAUCCUCUAUACCACAUACUACGAGUCCAUUGCCAACUCGGGCCCCUUCUUCGGCUAUUACUUCUUCAACUCGCUUCUGGUGAUACUGCAGCUGCUGCAUGUGUUCUGGUCUUGCCUCAUCCUUCGUAUGAUCCACAGCUUCAUAAAGAAAGGCCAGAUGGAGAAGGACAUUCGCAGUGAUGUGGAGGAGUCGGCCUCAAGCGAAGGGGAGGAGCUUCCGCAGCUCAAGAAUGGAGCAGCUCAAGGCCCCCCGGCAGUCCCCACUGAUGGCCCUCGGAGCCGGGCAGCGGGGCGGCUGGCCAAUGGGCACAUGUUGGCCUCCUAGCUGGCUGAGGAUUGGCGUGAGGGCUGCCCCAGUGCCUUGGAUUUGUGGGGUGCCUGGACUGGUGGCCUUUGGGCCAGCUCUGUGGAGACAGAGAGGGCCCCACCCAGGGUGGGAGGAGGACUGAUGAUCUGUCUCCAGCCCCUUCCUUCUGCCUCCCCUCCCACCUCCCCUCAGGCCACUAGACAGAGCUGGGGGUGGGCAGCAGCAGGGUGCUGCAGCCCACCAGAGCCAUCCCCAGGCAGUAAGGCGUACAAUAAAACUUGAACAGAGCCAAA
Molecule: messenger RNA, 1678 nt
Organism: Myotis davidii
Lineage: Eukaryota; Metazoa; Chordata; Mammalia; Chiroptera; Vespertilionidae
Gene: CERS4
Product: ceramide synthase 4
Exons: 12
Coding region: 231-1403 (390 amino acids)
Biological process (GO): ceramide biosynthetic process
Cellular component (GO): membrane
Molecular function (GO): sphingosine N-acyltransferase activity; DNA binding
Source: RefSeq, a predicted model, not a curated record